Molecule: messenger RNA, 723 nt
Organism: Lottia gigantea (owl limpet)
Lineage: Eukaryota; Metazoa; Mollusca; Gastropoda; Lottiidae
Exons: 2
Cellular component (GO): nucleus
Molecular function (GO): DNA binding
Source: RefSeq, a predicted model, not a curated record
UUAGCCAAACAUAUCAAAGAUCUCGACGUUAUGCUUUUUGGCUUAACUAUCAACGAUUUGAUCAAUCUUGCAUAUGAUCUGGCCGUAGCCAACGGUGUGGCUGACCGAUUUAGCAAGGAGAAAAAGUCCUCAUGGAAGAAGUGGUACUAUGCCUUCAUGAACCGACAUCCAAAGCUAACUCUCCGUUCGCCCGAGGCGAGGACACAAAACCGUACCAAGGGAUUCAACAGAAAUAAUGUGUAUGAGUUCUUUGAUAAAUAUUAUGCAAUAAAAGUGAAACAUGGAAAUCUUGAAAAAUACAAUAUGGAUGAAACCGCCCACUCAACCGUCCAAACUCCAUCGAAGGUGGUUUCAACAAAAGGCAAACGUCAAGUUCGAAUACCACUGGUAUCCCUUUAUUUCAAACGAAAGCGUAUGACUGAUAAACUCAAAGUCGGCGCCCCAGAGGGAACUUCCAACUCUUGCACAUCGUCUUGCUGGAUCGAUAAAGAUGUGUUUGAUGAAUGGCUUACACACUUCAUCAAGUGUACACAAUCUUCCAAAGACAACUUGCACCUACUACUUUUGGAUGUCCAUGGUUCGCAUACGAAAAACUUGGCGGAAAUUAAUCUCGCAAGAGAGAAUGUCAUUAUGCUACCAUUUCCACCCCAUCCAACAAUUAAGAUUCAACCCCAGGACGUCAGUUUCUUUAAAUCCCUUAAAAACUGGUAUAACAUUGAAAUA